CUGAGGCUUGGAGGAUUCACACUGCGUCUUCAGACAGGUACCUCACUCCCUCCAGCAUCAUGCCAUACAACUGCUGCCUGCCCGCCCUGAGUUGCCGCACCAGCUGCUCCUCCCGGCCCUGUGUGCCCCCCAGCUGCCAUGGUUGCACCCUGCCUGGAGCCUGCAACAUCCCUGCUAAUGUGGGCAACUGCAAUUGGUUCUGUGAGGGCUCCUUCAAUGGCAAUGAGAAGGAGACCAUGCAGUUCCUGAAUGACCGCCUGGCCUCCUACCUGGAGAAGGUGAGGCAGCUGGAGAGAGAUAAUGCAGAGCUGGAAAGUAGGAUCCAGGAGAGGAACCAGCAGCAGGACCCCCUGGUGUGUCCUGCCUACCAGGCCUACUUCAGGACCAUUGAGGAGCUGCAGCAGAAGAUUCUGUGCAGCAAAUCUGAGAACGCCAGGCUGGUGGUGCAGAUAGAUAAUGCCAAGCUGGCUGCAGAUGACUUCAGGACCAAGUAUGAGACAGAGCUCAGUCUCCGGCAUCUGGUGGAGUCAGACAUCAAUGGCCUGCGCAGGAUCCUGGAUGAGCUGACCCUCUGCAAGUCUGAUCUGGAGGCUCAGGUGGAGUCCCUGAAGGAGGAGCUGCUGUGUCUGAAGAGGAACCACGAAGAGGAAGUCAACACCCUGCGCUGCCAGCUUGGAGACCGCCUCAACGUGGAGGUGGAUGCUGCUCCCACUGUGGACCUGAACCGUGUGCUCAAUGAGACCAGGUGUCAGUACGAGGCCCUGGUGGAAACCAACCGCCGGGAAGUGGAAGAAUGGUACACCACACAGACAGAGGAGCUGAACAAGCAGGUGGUGUCCAGCUCAGAGCAACUGCAGUCCUGCCAGGCCGAGAUCAUCGAGCUGAGACGCACAGUCAAUGCCUUGGAAAUUGAGCUGCAGGCCCAGCACAACCUGAGAAACUCUCUGGAGAACACCCUGACAGAGAGUGAGGCUCGCUACAGCUCUCAGCUGUCUCAGGUGCAGUGCCUGAUCACCAAUGUGGAGCACCAGCUGGCUGAGAUCCGCUGUGACCUAGAGCGUCAGAACCAGGAGUACCAGGUGCUGCUGGACAUCCGGGCCAGGCUGGAGUGUGAGAUCAACACAUACAGGGGCCUGCUGGAGAGCGAAGACUGCAAGCUACCUUGCAACCCCUGUGCCACAACCAAUGCAUGCGGCAAGCCCAUCGGGCCCUGUGUCUCCAAUCCCUGUGCCCCCUGCCCGCCCCCUGCCCCUUGCACACCUUGUGUCCCACGUCCCCGCUGUGGGCCAUGCAACUCCUUUGUACGCUAGAACCUGGGGGGGUGUCAACGGAGCAAGGACACACAGGGCUUAGCACUCCAGAUCGCUGACCUGUUCUGGGUCCACAAAACAGUCAUAAACCCACAAACCGCAUGGCCAAAGCAGCCCUGGGACGACAGUUGCAGAACCCGGGUCUUCAGCCACUGCACCCUCCUCCAGACCAUUCCCUGUCUGCCUUUUCCUUCAGAAGCAUCCAGCUCUUCAUUGGCCUGCCCAGAAGACUGAAGUGCCAGUGGCCCUCCCUUGUAAUCUCCCAAUAAACAUUU
Messenger RNA from Arvicanthis niloticus (Nile rat), 1585 nucleotides. RefSeq names its product keratin, type I cuticular Ha1. Lineage: Eukaryota; Metazoa; Chordata; Mammalia; Rodentia; Muridae. Gene Ontology annotation, molecular function: structural molecule activity. The record is from RefSeq and is a predicted model, not a curated record. Gene Ontology annotation, cellular component: cytoskeleton. Gene Ontology annotation, biological process: intermediate filament organization; epithelial cell differentiation.